UUCAAACGACCCCUUAGAUUUCCUCCAUCGAUCUCCAUGUCCCGUCCUGCGAUGGACCCUUCAUAGACGCACCUCAUCAAUCCUUUACUAGCCAUGAAGAAGAUCUGAUCUCUCUCUCUCUCUCUCUCUCUCUCUCUCUCUCUCUCUCUCAAUAUUCUAGGGAGGGAAAUGGAUUCCCAGAAGGAUGUCGGGAUUCUUGCCAUGGAUAUCUACUUCCCCCCUACAUGCGUUCAACAGGAAGUUCUGGAGGAUCAUGAUGGUGCAAGUAAAGGGAAAUACACUAUUGGACUUGGGCAAGAUUGCAUGGCCUUUUGUACGGAGUUGGAAGAUGUCAUUUCUAUGAGCUUAACAGUUGUUACUUCCCUUCUUGAGAAAUAUGGGAUUGAUCUAAGACAAAUUGGUCGCCUGGAAGUGGGUAGUGAGACUAUGAUAGAUGAGUAAAUCCAUAUAGACUUGGCUGAUGCAAAUCUUUG
Messenger RNA from Magnolia sinica, 473 nucleotides. RefSeq names its product hydroxymethylglutaryl-CoA synthase-like. The coding region runs from base 169 to 441 and encodes 90 amino acids. Gene Ontology annotation, biological process: acetyl-CoA metabolic process. Gene Ontology annotation, molecular function: hydroxymethylglutaryl-CoA synthase activity. The transcript has 3 exons. NCBI's taxonomy places the organism in Eukaryota, Viridiplantae, Streptophyta, Magnoliopsida, Magnoliales, Magnoliaceae. The record is from RefSeq and is a predicted model, not a curated record.